Messenger RNA from Elgaria multicarinata webbii, 1632 nucleotides. Its product is annotated as cation channel sperm-associated protein 4-like. The record is from RefSeq and is a predicted model, not a curated record. The transcript has 14 exons. Gene Ontology annotation, biological process: sperm capacitation; flagellated sperm motility; transmembrane transport. NCBI's taxonomy places the organism in Eukaryota, Metazoa, Chordata, Lepidosauria, Squamata, Anguidae. Gene Ontology annotation, cellular component: membrane; sperm principal piece; CatSper complex. The coding region runs from base 1 to 1632 and encodes 543 amino acids. Gene Ontology annotation, molecular function: voltage-gated calcium channel activity; calcium-activated cation channel activity.
AUGGAUACUGCUCGCAAGAGCUCAGUGUCACCAGAUGCAGUUGGGCGGACACUAACUGAACACGAAGUAGUUGAGAAUGAGAUCAACUGCAAAGACAUCACCUGUGUCCAGGAUGACUGGGACGUGGAGGAGUUUGUCUCGAAGACAUGCAUGGGAAUGUUCCUCCACCACCCGGCUUUCAAGAUAUUGUUGGGCACCUUCAUAAUUGUCAAUGCAAUCACCAUCGCUGUGCGAACAGAGCCAGCAUUAGAAGAGAAAUAUUUUGGGCUGUUCUCUGCCAUAGAUACCAUUGUCCUGGCUUUCCUCGUCUGCGAGGUCAUUCUCAACUGGUAUUAUGGAUUUUUGUUGUACUGGAAGGAUGGCUGGAAUAUCAUCAACUUUUCUAUUGUGUUUUUUCUGUUUAUUGGCUUGAUCGUUCCCACGCUGAAUGACAAGACACUUUUCUACGUGCUCAGAGUCAUGAGGUUGGUGCAAGUUUGUACCUUGGUGAGCGGCCUGGCAAGGAUGAUCCAGGUGAUCCUGCAAUCCAUCCCCGACAUGGCGAACAUUAUGAUCCUACUUUUCGCCAUCAUGCUGGUCUUCUCUGUGUUUGGUGUGACACUUUUUGGCAGUCUCGUCCCAAAGCAUUUUGGGAAUCUGGGGACUGCUUUGUACUCCCUUUUCAUCUGCAUAACUCAGGAUGGGUGGAUUAACAUAUACGAUGACUUUGACAAUGAAGGCCUUGCCCUGAAAAUAGGUGGCGCCAUCUACUUCUUCAUCUUCAUCACCUUUGGGGGCUUCAUCUUUGCAAAUCUGCUUGUAGCCGUGAUUACAACAAACCUGGAGCAGUCCAUGACGGCAUAUAAUGAGGAGAAGCGGAUGCAAGCUCAGGCCCCUUCCACAUCGGCCUAUGCUGGACUGGAUGACGGCACGGAUGAUGAUUACCCACCUGGUCUGCAAGAACCUGUGCACUUGAAAGAGGUCAUGCAUAUCACACCCAUGACCCAUCGUCAGGAACUGCUCAGCUAUGGUAAUCUGGGCAACCUGAAUGACGCCACGUGUGAAGAGCUCUGCGUUGUCCUGGAAGCCAUUCAUGAGAACCUCAAGGAAUACCGGGUGAUCCGGGAUGAGCUGAACCAGAUCAUCCAAGAAGUGAGGUCCAUCAGAUUCAAUAUAGAGCAGGAACAAGAGAUUGUCCUGCGAAACAUCCGCGGGGCCAACAUCUCGGAAACCAUGCUUCCCACUGAGAUCCUGCAAGGGAAGCCUACCGACGUUCUGACUGCGUUGAUGAACCUGGAGAAGUUGAGCAUGAUUGAUGCAGAAUACCAAAAGGGAGCGAUGAAACAGGCAGCCAUGAGAGCACGGCGGCAAUCGUUACCGAAAUACCUCCUGAAAGGUCUCGCCGACAAAGUCUGGCCGCAGGAAGUGCAGACAGGAGUCACAGACGCCAGGAGACCUUGGCGGCUCCGGCAGCGCCCGGGAGCCUUGCAGCAGCCCAGCUGGGAGCCCCAAGGAGCAGCGGGUGCCAGCAUUGCAAGGUCGAAGAGCUUCAUGCAGGGCGCCGGCAGGGCCCCAGCGGAAUCCAGGGCCCGAGCUCGGUGCUCGAGAGCUCGCCGGGUGGCUCUGCCGAAGCCCUCCGCCCUUGGGAUCUAG